AUGGGGCUUGAUAAAACUAGAGUGCGUUACACCAACACAGGUGCCUUACUAAUAGAAGUGGGUGGCCCUGAUAAUAAGGACCACGCUGAUAACCUAGCCGUGAAACUCCGCGAAAUUCUUCGCGAUGGUGCUCGAGUUGCUCACCCCACUAAAAUGGUUGAACUGAGAUUCGUCGGUCUUGAUGAUUCCGUUACAUCGGACGAAGUCGCGCAAGUAAUUGCCACGGUUGGCGAAUGCACAACGCAAGAGGUACGAGUGGGUCAAAUCAAGCCAAUGCGUAACCGACUAGGAAUCGUCUGGGCCCAAUGCCCGUUAACUGCUGCCAUCAAGGUCGCAAACCAGAAGAAAAUUUGCUUAGGAUGGAUGAUGGUCAAGGCGGAGCUUAUGAAAGCCAAACCAUUGAAGUGUUAUCGCUGCUUAGAAGUCGGUCACGUUGCCCAGAAUUGUACAAGAACGGACCGGAAGGGCAUCUGCUACCGCUGCAGCACGACUGGUCAUAGAUCGGCAGAUUGUCUGGCAACCCCGUACUGUGUCCUCUGUAAAGAAGCAGGAGUUGCGGCAGAUCACCGCAUAGGGAGCGCAGCAUGCCACCAGAGUAACGCUGUUGCAAUGAGGGCUGAUCGGAGGAAUGGCCCACCAGAUGCAUCUAUACCGACACGCUAA
Ooceraea biroi (clonal raider ant) is the source of this 663-nucleotide messenger RNA. RefSeq lists its product as uncharacterized. Lineage: Eukaryota; Metazoa; Arthropoda; Insecta; Hymenoptera; Formicidae. The record is from RefSeq and is a predicted model, not a curated record. Gene Ontology annotation, molecular function: nucleic acid binding; zinc ion binding.